CUAUAUAAAUGAGUCGUGACCCAAUUUCAUUUGUAAUAAUCACAUAAAUAUUUUCACUUCAAGUUUUGCGAAUAUUUACUGCAGCUAAAUUUUCACAGCCAAAUUGAACAGGGGAGAGAGCCUUCAGAAUGGGACGUUGGUUGAAACCAGAGGUGUAUCCUCUGAUGGCAGCAAUGACCUUUGUCACAGGCAUGUGCGUUUUUCAGCUUACAAGGAACGUACUCAUCAACCCCGAUGUUAGAAUCAACAAAGCCCACCGAACCACGGCCGUUCUGGAAAACCAAGAGGAAGGAAAGAAAUACUCGCAGCAUGGCCUCCGCAAGUUCCUCCGCUCGCGGCCGCCGGAAGUCAUGCCUUCCAUCAACCACUUCUUCUCCAAUAACAAAUAGAUACAUCUAUACAUACAUACAUACAUAUAUAUAUAUAUAUAUAUAUAUAUGUAUAUAUGUAUGAUCACACUGAGUUGAUGAUCUGAAUUAUGGACGCACGAAAAUAUUUGUAUAUUUGGUCAAUAAUGAUACUUAAUUAGUUCUCUGGCUUUUGCUUGUUAUAGAGCUAGAGUGAUGAUAAUUUUUCAAAUAAAAAUAAAGCACUACUGUGCAUAAUUUUGUUGAA
Molecule: messenger RNA, 615 nt
Organism: Rhododendron vialii
Lineage: Eukaryota; Viridiplantae; Streptophyta; Magnoliopsida; Ericales; Ericaceae
Exons: 3
Coding region: 129-389 (86 amino acids)
Source: RefSeq, a predicted model, not a curated record